This is a messenger RNA of Rhagoletis pomonella (apple maggot), 974 nucleotides long. RefSeq names its product E3 ubiquitin-protein ligase TRIM33-like. The record is from RefSeq and is a predicted model, not a curated record. The annotation marks the transcript as partial. Lineage: Eukaryota; Metazoa; Arthropoda; Insecta; Diptera; Tephritidae. The transcript has 2 exons.
AACCUGAAGAUGACGAACAGGGGGGCUAUGCAGGAGAGAAGCAACAGCAUGGUGACAAUGAUAACACAGCGAUAAUGUAUAAAGAAAACUUUUCCUCGAUUAAUGACGUCCCAUCCAAUAAUGCUAAUACAGAAAACGUGGCCGCAUCAUCACACUCCUCAGCAGCAGAGACGCUCUCAACCUGGCCAAUAGUCACUUCCGUAAGUGAUUUUGCCGACGCUUCACUAAAUCUGUCUAAUGGCACGGCAAGCGGACACAUUCACAACGAAACAUUGGUGGUAACUGCAGUAAAUGAUAUUCUUGCACCAAAUGCUGAUACCUGUGCUGCCCCAUCGGGGGUGACCGCGUCUACAUCGCCCACCGUUGCCACUAAAGCGCAUGCCAAACCAAAUAUAGUAGUGCUGAAUGAGAGUAUUGUUAAAUCUUUAUCGGUAUUUCAACUCCACACCUGUCAAUGUUGUCAGCUGAAAUUCUUUAGUGUGGAGUCCCUAAAUCAGCACUAUAAUGUGGCGCAUCAGUCACAGACACCAUUGGAAGAAGGAUCGCAGUUACGUGCAGAGCAACAAAAACAACAGGGAGAGCAUGCACAGCAGCACCAGCAGCUGCAAGUGCGACAGCUUCAGCAUCCAUAUAACCAACAGCAGCAGCAAAAUAUGUUGACACUUAAUAAUAAUUUUCAACAGCAGCAACAGCAACAACACGGGCAAGCACAAUUGCCUAUGGUGAGCGUGCCUUCCGAUUACUUGUGGAAGCCAUAUGGUGGCACCUCUGGCGAUUUGAGGAAUGAGCCGUACAAUUUCAAUUGUAAAGUGGAAAAGGACUUUCCUUUGACAACUGCGCAGGCAGAUAUAACUCACAAAGCUGAAGAUAAUCUUAGUUACCAACAGCCAAAUAUUUUCGAACAGCCAUUUGGUCUCGCCGACUCACAUCACACAAAAAAUACUUUCAUAACACCAAAUUCCAUUCCCAAAGAU